Saccostrea cuccullata (small rock oyster) is the source of this 1755-nucleotide messenger RNA. Its product is annotated as MANSC domain-containing protein 1-like. Lineage: Eukaryota; Metazoa; Mollusca; Bivalvia; Ostreida; Ostreidae. The coding region runs from base 204 to 1712 and encodes 502 amino acids. The transcript has 4 exons. The record is from RefSeq and is a predicted model, not a curated record.
UGUCUCCAGCCUUUUAUUUAGCCUCGGUAACAGCUGGGGCAUCGAUGUUCGAUGGUGCAUUACAGAUACAUAUGUUGAUCGUGUCUCGUUACAAGUUUUAGUCAAUAACCCCAUGCAUAUUUGGAAGAAGAAAGACGAUAUGAUGAAGUGUACUUCGAUGGACUAGGAAUUGAUACUAUUCGAAUGUCAACAACAUUUCAAAUAUGGCACUUAGAAGUGUCAUAACAGCUACAUUGCUUCUCCUCACGGCCCAUUCAGUGCUUGCAGACCACUGUGACGUCAUAGACACUUUGGACAAUCAGUGGGUGAACGUUAACAAUCUGAAGAAUGACCAUGAUGCAAGAUAUUUGUCAGAGGCCCAAGUCAGCAACAAAGAGGAAUGUCAGCAAGCUUGUUGUCAGUCAGAAAAAUGUUCUGUGGUGAUUUAUGACACUAAAGAAAACCAAUCCAAGGAAAACUGCUUCCUUCUCGAUUGUUCGCAAGAUCUCGAGUGUAUUUUUGAAAAUAAAGACGGCAUGGUGACGUAUGUAGUCGAUAAAAAACAUGAUACUCCAGUGAAAGAGGGAACACCGUCUACCAGCACACCAGGAAAACUAACAAGUUCUGGAUCCAUUCUCACGACACGGACUACACCAAAGAAUUCAACAACCGUUAAAAGCACCACACAGUUAGCUCUGGGAUCAGUGACACCGACAAAUGCGCCAUUAUUAAGUGAUGUUUCUCCGUUUAUAACUAAAACUCCAACUAAACCCCCAACAACAACAACAACACGAACAGCUACAACGCCAGCUCCACCCCCUCCAAAUACAACAAAAUCAAAAGUAUCGCCGGCAUCAGUUUUAGAGACAACAACAAACGCGACAACAAUUAGUGCAAAGCCCAAGACAACAACUGUCAAAGCUUCCGUGUCAGAGGCAAAAUCUUUUGCUGAUCAGAAUGCAACAUCUGUAAUUUUGCAAGGUCCAUCUACAACAGCAUCUGUAUCUGUAAUGAAUAAUAACACUUUAAGCAGCUCAAAUAAUGUAACCGAGAAUAUGGAACUUGAUAGAAACAAUGUAACGAGUGAGGAAUUGACAAACAAGGAAAUAAGUCAACUUCUCAACAUAACACUACCCGGACUUCAAGUCAAUGAUUCCUUAGUAAAUUCAACAAUUCCACAAAUUAAACGUCCACCAAUAUCAACACAGUCAUUUGUUCCUUUGAAUUCAUCGUCGUUGUCGUCGACUUCAUCAUCAUCAACAACAACAACAACCACAUCAUCACCUUCCUCAUCUUCCAAAUCUGUACAUGUAUCUACUUCACAACAACACAUAUCAUCUGUUAUCACUACAAAAGCAGCGAAUAUAAACGUCACAAAAACAACAACAACGACGACGACGAUGACGACAAUAUCACCGAUGUUGACAAAUAACCGAAAAUUAGAUCAAAAAAAUUCUUCUUUAGAAACAAGUAAUCCGAAUGUAAACGAUACAAUGGAACUUAAAACGGUGGCACAGGAUGAAGACAAAAAUUCUACCAGUGGUGGUCUUGAGAACAAAACAAAUCAAACAGGACCGUCCUCUGCAGUGUUAGGGGGAUUGAUAGCAUUGUUGUGUUUUGGAAUGUUUUUUAUUAUUGCUAUAGUGGUGAUUUUUGGCAAAAAAUUGUUCGAAUCCUGGCAGCGCCGACAUUACUCUCGUAUAGACUAUUUAGUAAAUGGAAUGUAUAACUAAACUAUAUUGUUGUUUAUUAAUUGUAAUAAAUUAUUGUCAUUGA